Molecule: messenger RNA, 492 nt
Organism: Paramuricea clavata
Lineage: Eukaryota; Metazoa; Cnidaria; Anthozoa; Malacalcyonacea; Plexauridae
Source: the annotation of a GenBank genome assembly
AUGAAUUCCAAGGAAAGCAGACGUCCAAGUAACCUAAGAAGCAUACGAAUCAGAGAAGCAACAAACAACGGCUAUCAACCUUCAACAACAUUCGGGGAUGCACUCAGCAUGUACGCUGGCUCGGGAGGUGGAUCAGAAAUUGUUCAAAAUAGUUACAAACUAGAACCUGAUCGAAGAUUUCCCGUUCAGGAAGUGCAAAAAGUCGUCGAGCAAGUGCUGAAAGAAAAUCUUAAGAAUCAAAAAUAUGAACGCGAGAAAUGCUCCAAGCUGUGUCCCUCAUUAAGCCGACUCAUCCAGGAUAAAGUGAAAUCCAUUGGUCUACAGAGAUAUAAACUGAUAACCGUGGUUUUGAUUGGAGAAAAUAAAUCGCAAAGUGCCCGCGUAGCCAGUAGAUGUUUGUGGAACGAAAAUUUUGAUAGUUAUGCAUCAGCAAGUUUUUAUACCGAGACAUUGUUUGCACAAGCCACUGUAUAUGGAAUAUACUUAGAGUAA